Molecule: messenger RNA, 7193 nt
Organism: Ictidomys tridecemlineatus (thirteen-lined ground squirrel)
Lineage: Eukaryota; Metazoa; Chordata; Mammalia; Rodentia; Sciuridae
Source: RefSeq, a predicted model, not a curated record
AUAACCAGCCCGAAGACCUUUGGGUGUCUUACUUGGGAUACGUGUACGACCUAACGCCAUUGGCUCAGGAGUACAAGGGGAACCUGCUGCUGAAACCCAUUGUGGAAGUUGCAGGCCAGGACAUCAGCCACUGGUUUGAUCCAAACACCGGAGACAUAAGGAUGACAUUCGGCUGCUGCCUUCAGCAUUGGGUGUGAAGAAGAGAAAGCGAGGACCCAAGAAACAGAAGGAAAACAAGCCAGGCAAACCCCGCAAACGCAAGAAACUUGACAGUGAGGAAGAAUUUGGCUCAGAGCGAGAUGAGUACCGGGAGAAGUCAGAGAGUGGGGGUAGUGAAUAUGGAACUGGACCAGGUCGGAAAAGAAGACGGAAGCACCGAGAAAAAAAGGAAAAGAAGACAAAGCGGAGGAAAAAGGGGGAGGGUGAUGGGGGCCAAAAGCAGGUGGAACAGAAGUCAUCAGCAACUCUACUUCUGACCUGGGGCCUGGAGGAUGUGGAGCAUGUGUUCUCUGAGGAGGAUUACCACACACUCACCAACUACAAAGCCUUCAGCCAGUUCAUGAGGCCCCUAAUUGCUAAGAAGAAUCCUAAGAUCCCAAUGUCUAAGAUGAUGACCAUCCUUGGGGCCAAGUGGAGAGAGUUCAGCGCCAACAACCCCUUUAAGGGGUCAGCAGCUGCUGUGGCUGCGGCAGCAGCAGCAGCAGCAGCAGCUGUGGCUGAGCAGGUGUCAGCUGCUGUCUCCUCAGCCACCCCCAUAGCACCUUCUGGACCCCCUGCCCUUCCACCACCCCCUGCUGCUGAUAUCCAGCCCCCACCCAUCCGAAGAGCCAAAACCAAAGAGGGCAAAGGUCCAGGCCAUAAGAGGCGGAGUAAGAGCCCCCGAGUGCCUGAUGGACGUAAGAAGCUUCGGGGAAAGAAGAUGGCACCACUUAAAAUCAAACUAGGGCUUCUUGGUGGCAAGAGGAAAAAGGGAGGCUCGUAUGUUUUUCAGAGUGAUGAGGGCCCUGAACCAGAGGCUGAGGAGUCAGACCUGGACAGUGGCAGUAUCCACAGUGCUUCAGGCCGGCCUGAUGGCCCUGUCCGCACCAAGAAACUAAAGAGAGGCCGGCCAGGAAGGAAAAAGAAGAAGGUCCUGGGCUGUCCUGCAGUGGCCGGGGAGGAGGAGGUUGAUGGCUACGAGACGGAUCACCAGGAUUACUGUGAGGUGUGCCAGCAGGGUGGGGAAAUUAUUCUGUGCGACACCUGCCCUCGUGCCUACCACCUCGUCUGCCUUGAUCCUGAGCUUGACCGGGCUCCUGAGGGCAAAUGGAGUUGCCCCCACUGUGAGAAGGAGGGGGUACAGUGGGAGGCCAAGGAGGAAGAUGAAGAAUAUGAAGAGGAGGGAGAGGAGGAAGGGGAGAAGGAGGAAGAGGAUGAUCACAUGGAGUACUGCCGUGUGUGCAAGGAUGGUGGGGAGCUCCUGUGCUGUGACGCUUGCAUAUCCUCCUACCACAUCCACUGCCUGAACCCUCCCCUGCCUGACAUCCCCAAUGGUGAAUGGCUGUGUCCCCGAUGCACAUGUCCAGUGCUGAAGGGUCGUGUGCAGAAGAUCCUGCAUUGGCGAUGGGGGGAGCCACCUGUGGCAGUGCCAGCCCCUCAACAGGCAGAUGGGAAUCCAGAUGUACCACCCCCCCGCCCUCUUCAAGGCAGAUCUGAGCGAGAAUUUUUUGUCAAGUGGGUAGGACUAUCCUACUGGCACUGUUCCUGGGCCAAGGAGCUUCAGCUGGAAAUCUUCCACUUGGUAAUGUACCGAAACUACCAACGGAAGAACGACAUGGAUGAGCCUCCGCCCCUGGAUUAUGGCUCUGGUGAGGAUGAUGGGAAGAGUGACAAGCGCAAGGUGAAAGAUCCACACUAUGCAGAGAUGGAGGAGAAGUACUAUCGUUUCGGCAUCAAGCCAGAGUGGAUGACUGUCCAUCGAAUCAUCAACCACAGUGUGGAUAAAAAAGGGAAUUACCACUAUCUUGUGAAAUGGAGGGACUUGCCCUAUGACCAGUCCACAUGGGAAGAAGACGAAAUGAACAUUCCUGAAUAUGAAGACCAUAAGCAAAGUUACUGGAGACAUCGAGAACUUAUUAUGGGGGAGGACCCUGCCCAACCCCGCAAGUAUAAGAAGAAGAAGAAGGAACUGCAGGGUGACGGGCCUCCCAAUUCUCCUACUAAUGAUCCUACAGUGAAAUAUGAGACUCAGCCACGGUUUAUCACAGCUACUGGAGGAACACUGCACAUGUACCAGCUGGAAGGGCUGAAUUGGCUACGUUUUUCAUGGGCCCAGGGCACCGACACAAUUCUGGCUGAUGAGAUGGGGCUGGGAAAGACCAUUCAAACCAUCGUCUUCCUCUACUCACUCUAUAAGGAGGGCCACACAAAAGGUCCCUUCCUGGUCAGUGCCCCACUUUCUACCAUCAUUAACUGGGAGCGGGAGUUCCAGAUGUGGGCACCCAAGUUCUACGUGGUGACAUACACGGGUGACAAGGACAGCCGGGCUAUCAUUCGUGAGAAUGAGUUCUCUUUUGAGGACAAUGCCAUCAAAGGCGGCAAGAAAGCUUUUAAGAUGAAGAGGGAGGCACAGGUGAAAUUCCACGUUCUCCUGACAUCAUAUGAGCUGAUCACCAUUGAUCAGGCAGCUCUUGGCUCCAUCCGCUGGGCCUGUCUUGUGGUGGAUGAAGCCCAUCGACUCAAGAACAACCAGUCCAAGUUUUUCAGGGUCCUCAAUGGCUAUAAGAUAGAUCACAAGUUGCUACUGACAGGAACCCCACUGCAGAAUAAUCUGGAGGAACUCUUUCAUCUGCUAAACUUCCUCACCCCAGAGAGGUUUAACAACUUGGAAGGCUUCCUGGAGGAGUUCGCUGACAUAUCCAAAGAGGACCAGAUUAAGAAACUGCAUGAUUUGCUGGGACCUCACAUGUUGCGGAGGCUCAAAGCAGAUGUCUUUAAGAACAUGCCAGCCAAGACAGAACUCAUCGUUCGAGUGGAGCUGAGCCCCAUGCAGAAGAAAUACUACAAAUACAUCCUGACUCGAAAUUUUGAGGCCUUGAAUUCACGAGGCGGUGGGAACCAAGUGUCACUGCUUAACAUCAUGAUGGAUCUUAAGAAGUGCUGCAAUCACCCAUACCUCUUUCCUGUGGCUGCUAUGGAGUCCCCAAAACUUCCCAGUGGGGCUUAUGAGGGUGGAGCACUUAUUAAAUCAUCAGGGAAGCUCAUGUUACUGCAGAAGAUGCUGCGGAAGCUGAAAGAACAAGGACACAGAGUGCUCAUCUUCUCGCAGAUGACCAAAAUGUUAGACUUGCUAGAAGACUUCUUAGACUACGAAGGCUACAAAUAUGAGCGCAUUGAUGGUGGUAUCACUGGUGCCCUGAGGCAGGAAGCCAUUGAUCGAUUCAAUGCUCCUGGGGCCCAACAGUUCUGCUUCCUCCUGUCUACCCGAGCUGGGGGCCUAGGCAUCAAUCUGGCGACUGCUGACACUGUUAUCAUCUUUGAUUCUGACUGGAACCCCCACAAUGACAUCCAGGCUUUCAGCCGGGCUCACCGGAUCGGCCAGGCCAACAAAGUGAUGAUUUACCGGUUUGUGACUCGCGCAUCCGUGGAAGAGCGAAUCACACAGGUAGCCAAGAGAAAGAUGAUGCUGACACACCUGGUGGUGCGGCCCGGGCUGGGCUCCAAGGCAGGGUCUAUGUCCAAGCAGGAGCUUGAUGACAUCCUCAAAUUUGGCACUGAGGAGCUAUUCAAAGAUGAAAAUGAAGGGGAGAACAAAGAGGAGGACAGCAGUGUGAUCCACUAUGACAAUGAGGCCAUUGCUCGGCUGUUGGACAGGAACCAGGAUGCAACUGAGGAUACUGAUGUACAGAACAUGAAUGAGUAUCUCAGUUCCUUCAAGGUGGCACAGUAUGUUGUUCGGGAAGAAGACAAGAUUGAGGAGAUCGAGCGAGAGAUCAUCAAACAGGAGGAGAAUGUAGACCCUGACUACUGGGAAAAGCUGCUGAGGCAUCACUAUGAGCAGCAGCAGGAAGACCUCGCCCGGAACCUAGGCAAGGGCAAAAGGGUUCGCAAGCAAGUCAACUACAACGAUGCUGCUCAGGAGGACCAAGAUAACCAAUCAGAAUACUCAGUAGGGUCAGAGGAGGAAGAUGAAGACUUUGAUGAGCGUCCUGAAGGACGUCGACAGUCAAAAAGGCAGCUCCGAAAUGAGAAGGACAAGCCCCUGCCUCCACUGCUGGCUCGAGUUGGGGGCAACAUUGAGGUGUUGGGAUUCAACACCCGUCAGCGGAAGGCUUUCCUCAAUGCUGUGAUGCGCUGGGGAAUGCCGCCACAGGAUGCCUUCACCACACAGUGGCUGGUACGAGACCUGAGGGGCAAGACUGAGAAGGAGUUCAAGGCCUAUGUGUCUUUGUUCAUGCGCCAUUUGUGUGAGCCUGGUGCAGAUGGCUCUGAAACCUUUGCUGAUGGAGUCCCUCGGGAGGGACUGAGUCGCCAGCAGGUGUUGACCCGCAUUGGAGUCAUGUCUCUUGUCAAGAAGAAGGUACAGGAAUUUGAGCACAUCAAUGGGCGCUGGUCAAUGCCGGAGCUGAUGCCUGAUCCCAGCGCUGACUCCAAGCGCUCUUCUAGAGCUUCCUCUCCUACCAAAACAUCUCCCACCACUCCUGAGGCUUCUGCUACCAAUAGUCCUUGCACCUCUAAACCUGCUACUCCUGCUCCAAGUGAGAAAGGAGAUGGCAUAAGGACACCUCUUGAUAAGGAAGAAGCUGGCAACCAGGAGGAGAAGCCAGAGAAGAAUAGCAAAAUUGGGGAGAAGAUGGAGACAGAGACUGAUGCCCCAAGCCCAGCCCCAUCACUUGGGGAGCGACUGGAGCCAAGGAAGAUUCCCCUAGAGGAUGAAGUGCCAGUGCCUGGAGAGAUGGAGCCUGAACCUGGGUACCGAGGGGACAGAGAUAAGUCAGCCACAGAGUCGACGCCAGGAGAAAGGGGGGAGGAGAAGCCGUUGGAUGGACAGGAACACAGGGAGAGGCCGGAGGGGGAAACAGGGGAUUUGGGCAAGAGAGAAGAUAUAAAAGGGGACCGGGAGCUUCGACCUGGGCCUCAUGAGCCAAGGUCCAACGGGCGCCGUGAGGAGAAGGUGGAGAAGCCACGGUUCAUGUUCAAUAUUGCUGACGGUGGUUUCACAGAGCUUCAUACCCUGUGGCAGAAUGAAGAACGGGCAGCUAUUUCCUCUGGGAAACUCAAUGAGAUCUGGCACCGAAGACAUGACUACUGGCUUCUGGCUGGGAUUGUCCUCCACGGCUAUGCACGGUGGCAGGACAUCCAGAAUGAUGCUCAAUUUGCCAUUAUUAAUGAACCAUUUAAAACUGAAGCCAAUAAGGGGAACUUUCUGGAGAUGAAAAAUAAGUUCCUGGCCCGGAGGUUCAAGCUCCUGGAGCAGGCGCUGGUGAUCGAGGAGCAGCUGCGGCGGGCGGCCUACCUGAACCUGUCACAGGAGCCGGCGCACCCCGCCAUGGCCCUCCACGCCCGCUUUGCCGAGGCCGAGUGCCUAGCCGAGAGCCACCAGCACCUCUCCAAGGAGUCGCUGGCGGGGAACAAGCCGGCCAACGCCGUCCUGCACAAGGUUCUGAACCAGCUGGAGGAGUUGCUGAGCGACAUGAAGGCGGAUGUGACCCGCCUGCCAGCCACGCUGUCCCGAAUACCCCCCAUCGCAGCCCGCCUUCAGAUGUCCGAGCGCAGCAUCCUCAGCCGGCUGGCCAGCAAGGGCACGGAGCCUCACCCCACACCGGCCUUCCCCCCGGGUCCCUACGCCACACCUCCGGGGUACGGGGCGGCCUUCAACGCCGCACCCGUAGGGGCCCUGGCUGCCGCAGGCGCCAAUUACAGCCAGAUGCCUGCAGGGUCCUUCAUCACAGCCGCCACCAACGGCCCUCCAGUGCUGGUGAAGAAGGAGAAGGAAAUGGUGGGGGCACUGGUGUCAGACGGGCUGGAUCGGAAGGAGCCCAGAGCCGGGGAGGUGAUCUGUAUAGACGACUGACUGGAUCCCAGGCCUGCCCUUCACCCAGGCCCCGUCCCAGAGGCCGACCCCCUGCUCAGGCCCUGGGGCCUGCUGCCAGUUCUCCGUCUUCUCCACCCCUUGGGCCGCCAUUGGGCUAAAAGCCCCUUUGCCCCUCUAUAACUCCUCUCUUCAAGAAGGGACCCUUGUCUUUCCAUCCCUAUACACCUUUCCCACCAAGCUUUAAAGGCUGUGCUGGUGUGAAGUGGUCUGGGUGGGAGAUGGUUAGCUGGGUCUUCCAAGUACCUUUAUCCCCCCCACUGCCAAAUAUACACAGCUUCCCAGUAAAUGGUUGUCAGGAGGAAAGAGAUGGAGCCUCUGCCAUAUCAGCUUCACCUCUUGCAGAAGUGGGGGAUUAGCCUUGCCUGGCCUUUAGGAACUUUUGUGGGAAGAAGAGCUUCAAAGAGAGGAGGGGUACUUUUAGAGAGGAAUGAAAAUGAGUCCUGGGAGGGAGAAGGGAAGAGGAAGGGUGGCUGCAUGUUACCUUCCCCUACCUCUCCCCAAAUGAAGGGUGGAGCAGCUAUGAGGGAGGGAGUCUAUUGCUGUUCAGCCUCAGAAUAAAGGCGCCAUUCACUGGCUCAGUUACCUCCUGUGUACCGCCAUCUUGUGUUGGGAAACUUACCCCACUCCCUAGGUACCAAGGACCACCCCCACAAAGAAAGUAAUGGUUGGGCGAUACUCCCUCAAGCCAAAGAGGAGCUCCCCAAUCUGAUCUAGGAACCCAGGUAACCUAGAAAGGCGGGGAGAGAAAAAGCCGGCCAGACAUGGGGGCAGCCCCCAACUCUGCCACUCAGGUUCCUGAGGGACUUACCUUUCCUUUUCAAAGCCUGGUUACAGACUAAAUGUGAGUGAGCCAGGCAGGGGGACCUAGUUAGGGGACUACCUUGCCUGUGGGACCAGAGCAACAUAGUGGAGGGCAGGCUAGGGAGAUGUGGGCAUUCCCCCUUUCUAGGAGGGGUUGGGGAGUGGCAGUUUGCAUGGCGAACCUCCCACUUCCUCAUUGCUGCCCCUUCACUUUCUUGCUGCCCCUUUCCCAGUCUCUUCACACCCACUCCUGGUCUGUCCCAGUCCCCUCUUCUGUAUCAGGUUUAUUGGUUGUACAUAUAAAUUAUACUUUCCUUUC